This is a messenger RNA of Saprolegnia parasitica CBS 223.65, 2918 nucleotides long. RefSeq lists its product as hypothetical. Bases 40 to 2871 code for a protein of 943 amino acids. NCBI's taxonomy places the organism in Eukaryota, Oomycota, Saprolegniomycetes, Saprolegniales, Saprolegniaceae. The transcript is spliced from 3 exons. Gene Ontology annotation, biological process: microtubule-based movement. The record is from RefSeq and is a predicted model, not a curated record. Gene Ontology annotation, molecular function: microtubule motor activity; ATP binding; microtubule binding.
CCGGCGGCGCUCCUCUGAUACGACCGACGACCGACCAUCAUGCAGCCCUCUCCCAUGCACCCCGUGCUCUACGAGAAGUACCAGCCGCAAGGCAGCAUGGCGCCCACGGAGCUCGUGAACGCGGGCGCAAGCCAAGACGUGCUCGUCGUCACCUGCAAGGGUGGCGCGCGGCUCCUCGUCUCCAAGAAGGAGCUCGACGCGCUCAAGCUCUUCUUGCCCAAGUACGAAGACAUUGACAUGCGCCGCCUCGUCAACACGCUGCCGUUGCUGCUGCAAGAGAUGGAGACGUCGGCCAAGUCGCCGGCCAAGGCGCCGCUUGCCAAGGCCAAGCCGCAACUGUCGCGCACGUCCAGCAGCGCGUCCAUGUACAACGACACCGCGGCCAAGGACGCGGAAGCGCGCAUCCACGAGCUCGAAGCGCAGCUCGCCGCCGAAAAGAUGAACGUUGAACGGUUUGCCUAUGACAACCUCACGCUGAAAGAGACGGUGCUGCGGAAAGAUCGCGCCGAGCACGAGUCGAGCGUCGCGACCAAGGAGCUGCAUGCUCGCCUCGACGACUCGAAGAAGGCGACGGAAGAUCUCCACACGCACCUGCUCGAAACGACGUCGAGCUUGAAGAGCGACCACGCCAAGGCCACGGACGCGCUCCUCGCCGACCACGACGCCAAGCUGGCGUCCAUCAUUGCGUCGCACAACGAUGCCGCCGCGGCCCUCUCGGCCAAGCACGCGCAGGAGACGGAGAGCCUCCACGCCAAGUAUACGGCCGACAUUGAUGACCUCAACGCCAAGCUCAAGGCGCUCAUGGUCGUCGUCAGCGACAAGGAUGCAUCGAUUGCGGCCCAGAACGCGACGAUCGCCAGUCUCACGACCGACCUCGCGACAACAACGGCGACUCUCGAGGCGACCAAGGCCUCGCUCAUGGCGACGACGGCCGACCUCCAAACGGUCCGCGACGAAUUUGCGUCGCAGGGCGCGCACUUGACGGCGGUCGAGGCCGACAAGAAGGCCAAGGAGGACGACAUUGAGGCGCUCACGGCGCAGCUGGCGACCGUCGAGGCCAAAGCCAAUGGCCUGUACGACCACACGCAGGGCCUCGUGGCCGAGCUCGCAGACAUGCGCAACGAGCUCACGACCGAGGUGCAGGACAUGGAGCAGUACAUGACGAACGCGAUGGAGAGCGUCAUGACCGAGUCCCAGAACCGCGAGACGGUUCUGUACGACCACCUCCAGCGCGAGACGCUCGAGCGCAAGCGCAUGACGGAAAAGUACCACGAAGUGUCGGGCAAGAUCCGCGUCUUUUGCCGCAUCCGCCCGCUCAAGGUCGCGACCAACGAAGAGAGUGCGUACAUGUACCCGAAGCCGCAGACGCUUCUCGUCGCGUCGCAGCGCAAGGAGUUUGUCUUUGACCAGAUUUACGGCCCCGAAAGCACGCAAGAAGACGUGUACGAGCACAUUGAUCCGCUCGUGGGCUCGGUCAUGGACGGCUACAACGCGUGCGUGCUCGCGUACGGCCAGACAGGCGCCGGCAAGACGUACUCGAUGGUCGGUGAGCCGCGCGCGCCGGGCAUCAUCCCGCGCGCGCUGCAGCAGUUGUUUGAGAUGAGCACGGCGCGCCAGCUGCUGUACGACGACCGGAUCUCGAUCAGCAUGCAGGAGAUUUACAACGACCAGCCGCGCGAUUUGCUCUCCAAGGACAUUUUGACGGCGAAGGACUCGCUCGAGACGCGCCCCGUGUCGUCGUGGGAAGAAGUCCAGCUCGUGCUCGACGAAGGCCACAAGAACCGGUCGGUGGCCUCGACCAAGAUGAACAUUGAGAGCUCGCGGUCGCACGCGAUCAUUUUCGUGUACGUCCAGAGCGCCAGCCGCCAAACGCUCGAGAAGAAGAACAGCACGCUCUGCCUCGUGGAUCUCGCGGGCUCGGAGCGCAUUUCGCGCACGCAGGUGACUGGCGACCGGCUCAAGGAAGCGCAGCACAUCAACAAGUCGCUCUCGACGCUCGGCGACGUCGUCCACGCGCUCCAGCACAAGGCCAAGCACGUGCCGUACCGCAACUCGAAGCUGACAUUUACGCUGCGCGACAUGCUCUCGGGCGGCGCCAAGGCGCUCAUGAUGCUGCAAGUGAGCCCCGACGUGGCCGACGUCGGCGAGAGCCUCUGCUCGCUGCAGUUUGGCGCGCGCGUGAGCCAGGUCGAGCUCGGCGCGGCCAAGCAGACGAGUGUCGAGUCGGGCGAGCUCCUCUCGAUGAAGGACGAACUCGCUAAGCAAAAGGGCGAGAGCGAGAAGGAACUGACGCGCCUCCGCGCCGAGAUUGAGCAGCUCCGGGACGAACUCGAGACGCGCUCCAACAGCUUCCAGACGACGAUGACGGCUGCGUCCAACCUCAGCAGCAAGGCGUCCAACCAAUCGGGCGACGACGAGCCGAACGAGCCGGCGGACGAGGACUGGAAGCGCCUCAACACGGACAGCGAGCCCGAGCCCGAGGUCAAGAAGCGCGCGCCGCGUGCGUCGAUUGGAUCGACGUCGUCGCGCCUCUCGAGCGUCAGUAGCAAGUCGGCGCGCAGCACAUCGACGACGACCCCCGUCGUGCCCAAGCCCACAACGACGCGCUCGACCUUGAGCCGCCGCCUGAGUUUGCCGGUCAAGCCGACGACGGCGUCGGUGACGGCGCCGACUGCUGCGUCGGUGGCCGCUGCGGUUCCCGUGGUGCGCGCCAAGGCGCUGAGCACGGUCACGCGCCCGAGCCGGCACUCGAUUGGCCCCGGCGAAACUGUGUCGGUCCGCGCCAAAAUGACGGCGGCGUCCCGGACGACGGCGACUGCCAAGACUGCGACCAAGGCCGCGGCCACGUCCUCGCCCCGCAAGUGGGUGUAGGGUCCUAGUACUUAGUUGAUAAUAUAUUGCCUUGUUUAAGAUCGUCC